UUUUAUGAUUAAAUUGCAGAUGGCAGCAACGUUCAUUGCUACCACCUGCCACCUGCACAAUAUAUUUGUUUAUUUAUAUUUUUUUUUAUUAUAUUUUUUUUUGGACAUGUAUAAAUUUCAAUGGUGAUUAAAAAGAGGCUAUAAAAAUCGACCAAACAAUAUCAUUAAAUUGUGUUUCAACAUUUGUUAAAUCCAUUGAAACAAGUAAUAUUUUUUCGACACCAAAAUUUUCGUACACAACUAUUUUGAUAUAAUAAUUAAUUAUAAAUUUUUUUGAUAAACCAAAUAAACAAAUAAAUAUAAAUAAUGUUUAAAAACACAUUUCAAAGUGGAUUUUUAUCAAUACUUUAUAGUAUUGGUAGUAAACCAUUACAAAUAUGGGAUAAAAAAGUUAGAAAUGGACACAUUAAACGUAUAACUGAUAAUGACAUACAAAGUUUAGUACUAGAAAUAUUGGGAAGUAAUGUUAGUACAACAUACAUAACAUGUCCAGCUGAUCCACGUAAAACACUUGGUAUUAAAUUACCAUUUUUAGUAAUGAUUAUAAAGAAUUUAAAGAAAUAUUUUACCUUUGAAGUACAGGUAAUUGAUGAUAAAAAUGUUAGAAGAAGAUUUCGUGCAAGUAAUUAUCAGUCAACAACAAGAGUCAAACCAUUUAUCUGUACAAUGCCAAUGAGAUUAGAUGACGGAUGGAAUCAAAUACAGUUUAAUCUUGCUGAUUUUACAAGACGUGCAUAUGGUACAAAUUAUGUUGAAACAUUGAGAGUACAAAUUCAUGCUAAUUGUCGAAUACGAAGAGUUUAUUUUUCUGAUAGAUUAUAUUCUGAAGAUGAAUUACCAGCUGAAUUUAAAUUAUUUUUACCAAUUCAAAACAAGGCUAAAUGUUAA
Molecule: messenger RNA, 888 nt
Organism: Aphidius gifuensis
Lineage: Eukaryota; Metazoa; Arthropoda; Insecta; Hymenoptera; Braconidae
Gene: Bug22
Product: cilia- and flagella-associated protein 20
Exons: 3
Coding region: 307-888 (193 amino acids)
Biological process (GO): positive regulation of cell motility; regulation of cilium beat frequency involved in ciliary motility; cilium assembly
Cellular component (GO): ciliary basal body; motile cilium
Source: RefSeq, a predicted model, not a curated record